AUGGCAUUUAACCAAGCAUAUUCUGAAUUGCUAGCUAAGUUACCAGCUUCCAUAAUAAAUGAGGCAUGGAUUCGUCUCACAUCACGGAAGCGUAACCCAUUAUCUGAGAAAGAGGCCAAUAAUGAUACUCAAACUGAUAAUAUCACUUGGCCGGAGGCGCUAAAGUAUGAUCACGAGGAAGAGAAUAAUCGCCGGGUUAUGAAUGAGCUUAAAGUACUAUCCCAGCACCUGCUCGAUUAUAAUAAAAGAACUUUCGAGAAGUUCAUGCGAGAUGUAAAUCUAAAGUAUAAUGAGCGGGUUAAUGCAAAUAAGAAAAUGCGCUAUGAGAUUGAAGAUCUGAAAAUGCAGGUGCAGGAGGCGGAAAAAGAGCUGGCAUCCAUGAAGUCAGAUUCUACUCGUCCAGCUUCAAAGGAGUAUCCCAACCUAGUCUAA
Rhizophagus irregularis DAOM 181602=DAOM 197198 is the source of this 432-nucleotide messenger RNA. The record is from RefSeq and is a predicted model, not a curated record. NCBI's taxonomy places the organism in Eukaryota, Fungi, Glomeromycota, Glomeromycetes, Glomerales, Glomeraceae.